AUGGCUGCUCGGAGACCCAUAUCUGGAAGACUUUCGUCAAAAGCUGAUUUGUCCGAGCACACUAUGAUGUCUCCAACGAACGGUGGCACGAGGUGGAGGCUCAAUGGUACUGGCCAGCUAGUAGAUUCUGCGACAGCGGAAUGGGAUCUUGCGGACGAAAUCGUCAAGUUACAGAUCGGUGACAAUGGUGACGGGGCUGAGGGUCAGAUCCGUACUCCUCCCCAGUCAAAGGCGGCGGCUGCUGUCGUCCACUUACACGAGACGUCACCUCUGGAGACUGCGUCCGAAGCCAGCCUAGACUCCAACUCAUCGAAUACGUUGGACCAGCCCAGCAAUCUCGGCUCGCAUUCGCGUGGCUCUUCUGCAGAUACCACGGGUUCCGCGCUUUCGUCUGCAAGUCAGACUCUACGGGCGUCACCGUAUACACCUGUCAAACUUGGCGCCGUUGGAGAAUCCAGGAACCGUCCUCAUUCUUACAGCGGUGGCCUGUCUACUACUGAUCUCACUCGUCUUCAACAAGUAGGAGGUAGUCCGGCCAACAAAGGAGAUAAUUGGUCGUCUCCCAAUGGCACACCGGAGAGACAGCCCCAAGCAGAUCAACUCACGUAUCCUUCCCUGUCCGGGAAUACUCGUCAGGAGCAGCAGCAGCAGCAGCAGCAACAACAGCCCGUUACACCGUCUCGGGCUGAUGAUUUCCAGGUCGAAUACCAGACUCAGCAGCGUCAGUUCAGUCCCUUACCUCAGGGUGGCCCCACUGUUCCCUCCGGUGCCCAGACGGGGUAUGUUACUGGCAGAACCAACAAUGUCGCAGCAAAUAUACCUUACCGCCAACCUCCUCGAACAUUCAAUCCGCAAGUGCAGGUGCCGCCCGUGAUUCAGAACCCGAGCAACUUCGCGUACCCUGCGGCUCUCCAUCCCGCAUCCAUGACUAUGAACAAUGCACAACAGCAGCUCUACGACAUGAUGCUGCCGACACCACCGCUUGAGAACCCCGCCAUGGCUCGCUUGCAGCAGCAGCACGGCAUCUUCCGCACCCAUCAGCACUCGACCUCGGAUCCCGCAUCGCUUCGUGAUCCCGCCACUCUUGCAAUGCUCAACCAAGCAUUCGCAAGCCAGAUGUAUGGUCCCGCCAUACCCCCUCCCCCUGCUGCUCUAUCCAUGUUUGCGAAUCAAUUCUACGGCGCACCGCAAGAGGCAUAUCCGUCUCCAGAUCUCGCUGCAGCUCAGAUGAUGGCUCGGUUGCAGGCUCAGUAUACUGGACCAUACAGCGUCCCUGUUUCAGGACAGCCUGUGGCUCAGGGAGCAGCAACGCCAGCAGCUACCCAAAUGGCUGCGGCCGCGGCCGCGGCCGGUGCGUUGGGGAAUGGCCCGAGUGCCAACAAUCGGAAAUUGGGGUUGUACAAGACGGAGCUAUGCAGGAGCUGGGAGGAGAAAGGCAGUUGUCGCUAUGGUGCUAAGUGCCAGUUCGCUCAUGGCGAAGAGGAACUGCGGAAAGUCUCCCGCCAUCCAAAGUACAAGACGGAGAUUUGUAGAACAUUCUGGGUUUCAGGUUCAUGCCCCUACGGGAAGAGGUGCUGCUUCAUUCACACAGAGCUGCCUGCAUCUGGCGCUCCUCCCGGUGCAGAAGGGGCUCCUCCGCCGAACCCUGAUGGUCGCGCUCGUUCUUCUAGUACGAACAGUGACCCGAACGAAGUCUCCAGUUCUCUUCUCGCUCGUAUCUCUGCGAAGCGCACUCAGGACGGAGUUAUCAACUCCGGCACAGGCAGUGUCAGCACGACUCCUCCGUCUGGUGGAUUCCAGAUCAAUGGACGUCCCGGCGCGCUUCGCGUAGAUACUUCCGUCCUGGAUACAGCGACAAGCGUGAAACAAAACAAGUCUGCAUACCCAACGUUCGCACACAACGGAAUUUUGAUGCCCGCUGGAGAGGAAGUGACCGCUAGAUCUCCUGGUCCUGUAACUGCUGGUCCGGACUUUGGCAGGCAUGCGAGUUCGAGAAUAGACAUUGUGGGCUCUCAGCAGCGGUUGAGCAAAAAUUCCUCUACGACUCCUAACGUUCGCCAUUCUUUCAACGGAAGCGAUAUGCAGCUUGACUUCAGCUCUGCUACCCCUACGGCCACUAAUGUCCCGUCCCAGCUGGGGACGUCUCCUCCGGAAACUUCCAAGGCUUCCGCGCGCAUCAACGGUCACGUUCGCUCCGGCAGUGCUGGCAACUGGGGACCCUCGACGCGCGCCAGCCAUCUCGCGGCAUACCCGCUUUCGUCUAUCCCCGGUGGAGAGCUGAAGACGAAUUCCCCGUGGGCGGAGUAUUCAGUCAACUCCCGCCUCACGGAGAAAAACUGGGCCUGA
Molecule: messenger RNA, 2346 nt
Organism: Sparassis crispa
Lineage: Eukaryota; Fungi; Basidiomycota; Agaricomycetes; Polyporales; Sparassidaceae
Exons: 5
Coding region: 1-2346 (781 amino acids)
Molecular function (GO): mRNA binding; metal ion binding
Source: RefSeq, a predicted model, not a curated record